This is a messenger RNA of Bactrocera latifrons, 2252 nucleotides long. Its product is annotated as protein unc-13 homolog B-like. The record is from RefSeq and is a predicted model, not a curated record. Gene Ontology annotation, cellular component: presynaptic membrane; plasma membrane; terminal bouton. Gene Ontology annotation, biological process: synaptic vesicle maturation; dense core granule priming; synaptic vesicle priming. Bases 312 to 2162 code for a protein of 616 amino acids. Lineage: Eukaryota; Metazoa; Arthropoda; Insecta; Diptera; Tephritidae. The transcript has 9 exons. Gene Ontology annotation, molecular function: syntaxin-1 binding; calmodulin binding; diacylglycerol binding.
UUGCUGAAAGAUAAACACCGAACGCAAAGAAAGUAUAUUUAUGGUAAAAAAUUAUAUAAGUACUCCAGGUGUAUGUAAAAAGAUUGCCCCAAGUUCAAAGGUCCGUAUAGAGUUUGCAAACUACUUCCUAAUUACAGAUAUUUACUAAGAGAUGACGAGGGAUUAAAAGGUAUAAUUAUAAAUAAAAGGGGGUGCCAGUAAUAUAUGCGGCCAUAUUGUGAACAAAGUAAGGCUUUCCAGAGGAAUAUACAGAAGAUACAUUUCCACAAUUCCUUUAUAAUUUUUUAAUUUAUCAGCUGUCUGCAGCUACGAUGUGGAGUCUAUUCGCUGUUGAUAUGAAGUAUGCAUUAGAAGAACACGAACAGCAUCGCCUUUGUAAAUCAUCGGCAUAUAUGAAUCUACAUUUUCGCGUAAAAUGGCUCUACAGUAAUUAUGUUAAAGAGGUGCCACCAUAUAAGGGUGCAGUUCCCGAAUAUCCAGCCUGGUUUGAGCCUUUCGUCAUGCAAUGGUUAAACGAAAAUGAUGACGUGUCCUUAGAAUAUUUGCAUGGUGCAUUCAACCGUGAUAAGAAAGAUGGGUUCCAAAAGAGCAGCGAGCAUGCGUUAUUUUCCAACUCAGUUGUUGAUGUAUUUACACAAUUAACACAAUGUUUCGAUGUUGUUAGCAAACUCGAAUGUCCGGAUCCAGAAAUCUGGAAGCGUUACAUGAGGCGUUUUGCUAAAACAAUCGUAAAAGUACUGAUUGCAUAUGCCGAUAUCGUCAAGAAAGAGUUUCCUGAUCAUAUGAAAGAUGAAAGAAUUGCAUGCAUACUCAUGAAUAAUAUACAGCAACUGAGAGUUCAAUUAGAAAAAAUGUUCGAAUCAAUGGGUGGAGAUAAGCUAGAAGAAGAUGCUGCUAAUAUACUAAAAGAAUUACAGCAGAACCUAAAUAUGGCUUUAGAUGACUUGGCAUCACAGUUUGCUGUCAGCCUUGAGCCACGUAUAACACAGUCCGUUCGAGAGUUAGGAGAUCUACUACUUUCUGUUAAAGGAGGUAAUAAUAUGAAUUUCAAUCAAACUGCACAAGGAAAUGUUGUUGCAGUUGAAGCUGAUGAGGUCCUCCGACCACUGAUGGAUUUGCUGGAUGGUUCAUUAACACUUUACGCUCAAUCCUGCGAAAAAACUGUACUUAAACGGUUGCUCAAAGAGUUAUGGAAAAUUGUUAUGCGUAUAUUAGAGAAGACGAUCGUGUUACCUCCAAUGACUGAUAAAAGCAUGAUGUUUAAACAUCUAACGGAUAAUGCCAAGAACCUUGCUUCGAAUGCUAAAAUUGAAGAUAUGGGAAGAUUGUUCAAAAGUCAUAUGUCUGGCAAACAAGAUGUUAAGAGUGCUCUUAGCGGUGUUAUGGAUAUUUCCAAGGAGGUCGAAAAAAAUUUGUCACCUAAACAAUGUGCUGUAUUAGAUGUUGCCUUAGAUACCAUCAAGCAAUAUUUCCAUGCUGCUGGUAAUGGACUGAAAAAAACAUUCCUUGAGAAGUCGCCAGAAUUACAAAGUUUACGAUACGCUUUAAGCUUAUACACCCAAAUGACAGAUACACUUAUCAAAACUUUUAUCUCCAGUCAAGUACAUGAAAUUGAUCCGGAAAAUCAAGAGGAAAGUGUUGGUGAAAUAUCAGUACAAAUUGAUCUUUUCUCUCAUCCCGGUACUGGCGAGCACAAAGUUAAUGUAAAAGUUGUCGCUGCAAACGAUAUAAAAUGGCAAAUAGCGUCAGGAAUGUUUCGUCCAUUUAUUGAAAUUAAUUUGAUCGGACCACAUUUACAGGAUAGGAAACGAAAAUUUGCAACAAAGUCCAAGUCGAACAAUUGGUCGCCAAAAUAUAAUGAAACAUUUAAUUUCACGAUUGGCAACGAGGAGCAGUUGGAGUUUUUUGAAUUGCAUAUCUGUGUUAAAGACUACUGCUUUGCUAGAGAAGAUCGCUUAGUUGGUGUUGCAGUUAUACCAUUAAAAGACAUAUCGGAAAAGGGUUCGGUUGCUUGUUGGCUACCCCUGCAACGUCGUAUACAGAUGGAUGAGACGGGUUGGACGAUUUUACGCAUUUUAUCACAACGUAAUAAUGACGAAGUCGCCAAAGAGUUUGUGAAACUUAAAUCAGAAAUACGUCAGGAACCUCUAGUUGGGACAUAACUCAGUUAGAAUAACCAGAAAACUAAUUAAAAUAAAUCUUUAUUUAAUUAUGUAAGCUGAAGGAUAGCAUUCAAUGUAAAAAAUAUUAAU